UGUUUGCUUCACCCAGUACUUUUUAAUUGGUGUCAGGAUAAAAAUAUUACAGUUCACAAUGUUUUGGAAAAAAAUGGAAGAGUGCCAUUUGACAUAUGGCUACCUCCUUCAAUGUUCGAAGAAUGGAUGGAGAUAAUCAAUGCUACUUUCUCCUUCAAUUUUAAACAACAACCAGAUGAGAUAAGCCGGAAAUAGGGGGUUAAAAAGAUCUUCACUACUAAAAGUGUUUAUGAUCACUUGACCCAUCAGACCAAAGAUCGAUCAAAACACAUUUGGAAAGCAAAAAUUCCAUACAAAGUCAAGAUUUUCACUUGGCUACUAGAAAAAAAAUGCUAUUUUGACCAAAGACAAUCUAAUAAGGAGGAAAUGGCAGGGAAAUCCUUCCAGUGUCUUCUGUGAUCAAAGUGAAUCUGUGGACCAUCUAUUCUUUUAGUGCCCUGUGGCCAGUUGUAUCUGGGGGAUGGUUGGUUCCUGCUUUCAGGCUUCAAAUGUGCCUGAUAACUACAAUCAAUACAAACAAUGGAUUGAAGUCUGGUUGCUUGAUGGGAAAGUUGUACACCAUUUUGGUUUCGCAACGCUGGGCAAUAUGGAAAUGUAGAAACAAAAUGGUUUUUGAUAACAAAGUGAUUCGACAUCCGACUGAAAUCCUCAUUCAUGCUUGUGUCUUUUUGAAAUAUUGGACAGGUUUACAUAAGGAGGAACUGCAGGUAGGAUUACUGGAGGGAGUCAAGACUCUUCUAGCUUGUACUCACCGAGUGAUGGCGCAACAAAAGAGGGCGACCCAGAAUCUACUUCUGGCCCCACGCACAUCGACAGCUGAUGAGGAAGAGGAGGAGUGAAGACAUUGCUCUCUCCUGCUUAUUUCUUUUGAUCUAGGCUCCAGGUGUUUUGUCGCACUGUGGCUUUGACUGGUCCGUAAUAAUGCUACUUACUCCUACUUCUGUCGGCUACAUAAGAAUCCUAGCGCUAGGCCUCCUCUUGCUGAAACUCCCCAGCGUGAAAGUCAGGCGGGGACCUUCUAGGGUUCCCUCCCCCCUCUGCCCUUCUAGCCUUUUGCUGUAAUACAAAUUCUGUAAUUCCGUUCAUGAAAUGGAAUUUGGGAUGUGCCUCGUUUCGAAAAAAAAUCCAUUCAAAGUUUUAGAUGUUAGUAGGUCAAAAUUAAAACUGACGCGAUGUUGAUAGCCAAAAUUAAAUACGUUUGACUUAGAGCAAAACUUUAAUUGACCUAUAUUUAAGAUGGGAUAAAGUAACUUUGAAUCACAUACUCUAGGCAUAAAAUUUCUCACUUAUCGAAUCAAUUUGCAUAUGGGGAAUCAAAAAAGCAUAGCUGGUGGCUCAAAUACAGCCAUGAAGGGUUCUAAAAUUGACACGAACGCGAUGCUGAAACGAACCCCCUCGCUUCUGUGCGACCACAAACUGACAGUGACAGGUGGGGUAGCUCCCACGGAGACGCCAUUACAGAUUUCCCCAUCAGAUUCAGAUCUCGGGCGCGCGCUCCUGCUCCCGGACGGAUCGACCCCGCGCGACCCUCGGCUCCUACUCCUCCACGGCAGCCCACCAGCCGCCGCACCGCACAUGCUCGUAGUCGCUCGUGGUUGACCGACCUUGACCCCGUCGAGAAUGGUGCCCGGCGGCGACCUGGGCAGCCUCGCGGCCGUCGUGGCCGCGGUGACCGCGUGCAUGGCCUACGCCGGCUUCGCCGCGCGCCGGCUCCGCCCGGGCCUGCCCCGCCUCACCGCGCUCCUCCCGGUGCUCGCGUUCCUCCCUCUGCCCCCGCUCGCGUUCCGCGCGCUCCACCUGCGCGCCAUCUCCGCCUUCUUCCUCGCCUGGGUCGCCGAGUUCCGGCUCCUGCUCCUCGCCUCCGGCCAGGGCCCGCUCCACCCGUCCCUCCCGCUGCCGGCCUUCGCCGCCGUCGCCACGCUCCCCGUCACGCUGCGGGACCCCGGGGCCACCGCGGCGGCCGCGGGGCGCCCGGGCCUCGGGCUCGCCGAGUCCGCCGCCAUGGCCGCGCUGCUCGCGGCGAUCGUGCCGCUGUACCGGCACGAGGAGCGGAUGCACCGCUACGCCCUGCUCGCGCUCUACUCCGUGCACAUAUACCUCGCGCUGGAGCUCGUCCUGGCGGCGGCCGCGGCGGCGGCGCGCGCGCUGCUGGGCCUGCACCUGGAGCCGCAGUUCGACAGGCCCUACCUGUCGGCGUCGCUGCGGGACUUCUGGGGCCGGCGGUGGAACCUCUCCGUGCCGGCGCUGCUCCGGCAGUGCGUGUUCCGCCCCGUGCGCGCGCGCCUCGGCGCCCCCGCGGGGGUGCUGGCGGCCUUCGCCGUGUCCGGCCUGAUGCACGAGGUCAUGUUCUCGUACCUCACGCUGCGGCCGCCCACGGGGGAGGCGGCCGCCUUCUUCGCGCUGCACGGGGCGUGCGCGGUGGCGGAGGAGUGGUGGGCCGUGCGCCGGCGGUGGCCGCGCGCGCUGGCCACGCCGCUCACGCUGGCGUUCGUCGGCGUGACGGCGUUCUGGCUCUUCUUCCCGCCCAUCACCAGGCCCGGCGCCGACAAGCAGGUGAUCGCCGAGAGCGAGGCGAUGGUCGCGUUCCUCCGGGGCGCCGCGGCACGGGCGGGCGGCUCCGCCAGGUCUGUCUUGUCCGGCCGCUCGUAGGUUGGUAGCUCGCCGAGGCCGGGCGCGGUGCAUAUGGAUUAGCAAGACACCAUGCUUUUUUUUUUGCUGGUGCUAUUGUACUCUGUGAGAGAAAUAAAACUGAAACGGGGGUGUUUGGAUGUCGUAAAAUAGGGGUGCUAAAGUUUAGCCCUAGAUUACACUAAUAGGGCUAAAAGAGCAACUUCAAGAAAUUAGGUCGUAUUUAGUUGGUGAAAAGUUGUUUUGGUAUUGUAGUAUAUUUCGUUGUUACUUGACAAAUAAUGUCCAAUCAUGGACUAAUUAGUCUUAGAAGAUUCAUCUCCUCCUAAUCAGUUAGACUGUGUAAUUAGUUAUUUUUUUCAA
Messenger RNA from Panicum virgatum (switchgrass), 2991 nucleotides. Its product is annotated as probable long-chain-alcohol O-fatty-acyltransferase 5. Gene Ontology annotation, biological process: lipid metabolic process. Bases 1621 to 2649 code for a protein of 342 amino acids. The transcript has 2 exons. The record is from RefSeq and is a predicted model, not a curated record. NCBI's taxonomy places the organism in Eukaryota, Viridiplantae, Streptophyta, Magnoliopsida, Poales, Poaceae.